AUGAACUGUUUCACGCUUUGUUCAGGAUUUUUAAACAAUGGUAACUUUGAACAAGCACCCAAGAAAGAAAAUCUAAACAAAACAGUGAUAGUGGGAAAACACUCACUUCCGGGAUGGGAAAUCGACGGCCUGGUGGAGUUUGUUUCCGGUGGUCCGCAACCUCGAGGGUUUUACUUUCCGAUCCCCCGCGGAGCACAUGCUGUUAGGCUCGGCAACGAGGCUUCCAUCUCUCAGAAGCUGAGUGUGAAGGCUGGAUACAUUUACUCCCUUACGUUUGGUGCCACAAGGACUUGUGCUCAAGACGAGGAGCUCGGGAUCUCCGUCCCCGGUCAAACCACCGACAUCUCAAUUCAGACGUUGUAUGGUGCCGAUGGAGGCGACACUUUGGCUUUGGCAUUCAAUGCAACAGCUAAUGUGGUUAAGGUUACAUUUCAUAACCCUGGGAUUCAAGAAGAUCCUACUUGUGGACCUCUCUUGGAUGCCGUUGCAAUCAAACAAAUGUCUCCCCCAAGAUAUACCAAAGGUAACCUUGUUAAAAACGGUGGAUUUGAGAAUGGUCCACUUACCUUCAAGAACUUCUCAACAGGGGUCCUCUUGCCUCCAAAGAAGCUAGACAGAAUCUCAACACUCCCUGGCUGGAUCAUUGAAUCACUAAAACCAGUAAAAUACAUCGACAAGAAGCACUUCUCGGUUCCUUCCGGACAGUUUGCCGUCGAAUUGGUAGCUGGAAGAGAGAGUGCCAUCGCCCAAAUCAUCAGAACAGUUGCCAACAAAUUCUACAUUCUCACAUUCACCAUCGGCGAUUCCAGGAACGGGUGCCAUGGAUCCAUGAUGGUUGAAGCAUUUGCGGGCAAGGAAACUCUCAAGGUCCCAUACGUAUCACAAGGCAAAGGUGGAUUCAAGACAGCAAGUUUUAGGUUCCAAGCGUUGUCUGCUAGGACCAGAAUUACGUUUUACAGUGCCUAUUACCAUACAAAGUUGGAGGAUUAUGGGCAUAUGUGUGGCCCUGUUCUGGAUGAUGUGAUUGUUCGUCCUGUUUCUUAG
Molecule: messenger RNA, 1044 nt
Organism: Hibiscus syriacus
Lineage: Eukaryota; Viridiplantae; Streptophyta; Magnoliopsida; Malvales; Malvaceae
Exons: 2
Coding region: 1-1044 (347 amino acids)
Source: RefSeq, a predicted model, not a curated record